Molecule: messenger RNA, 1136 nt
Organism: Salvia hispanica
Lineage: Eukaryota; Viridiplantae; Streptophyta; Magnoliopsida; Lamiales; Lamiaceae
Product: serine/arginine repetitive matrix-like protein
Source: RefSeq, a predicted model, not a curated record
AUUCCAUCCUCACCUUUAUUUAUUCCUUUUUAGUCUUUUUCACAAACACAAAGCCAACCCACACACACACAGGCACACCUUGAAGAAAUGGAGGAUCCUCACCCUCCGCCUCGAAUCCUACCGCCUUCCCGCAGCGGAAGCGGAAGAAGAAGCUGCGGCGAUGCCAAUUCAUCGCCUGAAUUCGAGUUUUGGAUGGUCAGAAACCCCUCUCUCCCGCCUCCGAAUCUCCUCUCGGCCGACGAGCUCUUCUCCGGCGGCGUCCUCCUCCCCCUCCACAAUCUCAACCUCGCUCCGCCGCGCGAGGCCGACGCGGAUCGAGAUCCGGAGCCGGAACCGGAAUCCGAAUCCUCCGCGGCUGAAUUGACGGCGAAUUCCUCCGCGUUGACUUCGUCAAAGCGGUGGAGAGAUAUUUUCAGGAAGAGCGAGAAGAAGAGCGGCGAAGAGGCGCAGAGCGUGAAGGAGAAGGAGAAUCGGAGGAGAGAGAAGAAGAAUGGAGGCGGCGGCGCGAGCGCGGCGGAGCUCAACAUCAACAUAUGGCCGUUCUCCAGGAGCAGAUCUGCCGGCAACGGCGGCAAUCGCCCCCGCGCGGCGGCGAUUCGGAAGGUGAGCAGCGCGCCGUGCUCCCGGAGCAACUCGAGAGGCGAAUCGAAGUCGAGGAAGCCUCCUACCAGCCCCGGGAGAGGCGGAGUCCAUCUAGGAAGGAGCAGCCCUGUCUGGCAGGUCCGCCGCGGCGGCGAGAAGAAGAGAUCGGAGGGAAUUGAAAAUCGGCGGAGAGUUCCGAUCGCCGGCGGCGCGAAAGCUAGGGUUCUGAGUUUGAACGUCCCCGUGUGUAUGGGCUACCGGCAGCAUUUCAGCUGUAAAAGUGAUGAGAUAACCGUCGGCGGAGGCGGUGGUGCAGUCGCCGGCGGUGAAGGGACACGUGGCAGUGGAAGUAAUUUGUUUAAUAUUAGAAGCAUCUUUACCAAGAAAGUGUAUUGAAUGCUUCAAAACUACUGCAGAUAGCUAUUUAGCUUUGCUGUUUUUGAAUCUUAGUGGGAAUCUUUUGCCCUUUCUGCACUAGGAAAAUUUUCUCCACUCUCAGUUAUAAAUAUUUAUUGUAAAUUAAUUAAUUAUAUAGAAAUUGCGUGAUUUCCUCA